Gastrolobium bilobum is the source of this 1465-nucleotide messenger RNA. RefSeq names its product mitochondrial phosphate carrier protein 1, mitochondrial-like. Bases 292 to 1206 code for a protein of 304 amino acids. Gene Ontology annotation, molecular function: phosphate transmembrane transporter activity. NCBI's taxonomy places the organism in Eukaryota, Viridiplantae, Streptophyta, Magnoliopsida, Fabales, Fabaceae. Gene Ontology annotation, cellular component: mitochondrial inner membrane. The transcript is spliced from 6 exons. Gene Ontology annotation, biological process: mitochondrial phosphate ion transmembrane transport. The record is from RefSeq and is a predicted model, not a curated record.
CCUAUUUUGUGGGAAACUAGAGUAGCUUUUCCGGAAAGCUCGAAGGACUUCCUGCAAUAUGGGAUAUAAGGUUUUGGGUUUUGCAUUUCAUUAGAAUCAGAUUCCAAUUAAUGUCUGUCACGCAGACCACCUUCAUUUUUGUUCCUUUUCUGCCCAGAAAAGCAUGAAGGAUCAAAGUGUCCAUUUUUUCUCUCUGUCUAAUGUGUGUUAGUGGAGGAAUGAAUGGAGUGUGAGUGAAGAGACAAAUUUACAGCUUUCGCCGUUUUUGUGGGCUUUGAGAGUAUCAUAGUGAUGGAGGGAAGAAUCUGCGAGGAAUUAACACCCAGGUAUUAUGCCCUUUGCGCCUUUGGAGGAAUGCUCAGUGCUGGCACCACCCAUCUUGCUAUUACUCCUCUUGACGUCUUGAAAGUCAACAUGCAGGUGCACCCAAUUAAGUAUUACAGCAUUUCCUCGUGUUUUACUACCUUAAUGAGGGAACAAGGGCCUUCUGCCCUCUGGAGAGGUUGGACCGGCAAGUUCUUUGGCUAUGGUGCUCAAGGAGGAUGUAGAUUUGGUCUCUAUGAAUAUUUUAAGGAAUUUUAUUCCAACUUAUUGGUAAACCAGAACAGGAGUCUUGUUUUCUUUCUUAGUAGUGCGUCUGCUGAAGUUUUUGCCAAUUUAGCACUAUGCCCUUUUGAAGCUGUUAAAGUGAGGGUUCAAGCACAACCCUGUUUUGCUAAGGGCUUGAUUGAUGGCUUUCCCAAGUUAUAUGCAGCAGAAGGCACACGAGGAUUCUACCGUGGACUUAUUCCACUUUUGGGUCGAAACAUUCCAUUUUCAAUGGUCAUGUUCUCAACAUUCGAGCAUUCUGUUGAUUUUUUGUAUCGUAAUGUUGUCAAAAGAAAAAAGGAGGAUUGUUCAAAAGUUCAACAGCUUGGUGUGACAUGUUUAGCUGGAUAUGCAGCUGGAUCUGUUGGUAGCCUCAUUUCUAAUCCAGCUGACAAUAUUGUAGCUUCUCUUUAUAACAGAAAGGCUGAUAGUCUUGUGCUGGCUAUCAGAAAAAUUGGGCUAGCUAAUCUAUUUACCCGGAGCCUUCCUAUUAGAAUGUUGGUGGUUGGUCCUUCUAUAACUUUACAAUGGUUUUUCUAUGACACCAUCAAAAUUUUAGGUGGACUGCCAACUAGUGGUGAAGUGGCAACUGACUUGACAGGAGAUGUGGCAGGCUAGAUUCAAAGAAAUGGAAUUCUGCAGUCGCAUUUUCCUGAUGUGAUUGUGUAUGAUUGCAAGUCAUUUUAAAGUAUAUAUAGGAAUAGUGUGUGGUAGCUUUUGUUUUCUGCCACCAUUUAGGCUUGUUGAAUUUUCCACUAUAGGUUUUAAUUGAAGCUUUUGGAAUUUGAUUACGGAAAAAGAAUGAGGACUUGUUGAACCCAUUUAUGUUCUGAUGUGUACUACCAUACCAAAAUAAUUAAAUAAAAAACUGAGAUUU